AUGUCGAAAUAAAACUUAAGUAACUACAUCAAAUUUUUAAAUCAUCUCACAGAAUUAGAACAAAAAGGUCUCCUCACUUCAAAACAAAAGCACCUUUUGAAAGUCAAUCUCACAACAAAAGAAUAAACAUUAGAUAAACUGAUUUGCUCCUUUGAAGAUGAGGUGAAUUAUUAAAACUCCAUACUCUAAUAUCUAAGCGCAAUAGAACCUUAAACUAAGUAAAAAUGCCAUUCUUCAGGGGAAAACGAAGCUCAAUUGAAGUUUAGAAAAAGGCAUAAUUCUCAUUCUAAGGUUACUACUUUUAAUGAGUCUAAAUUGAUAGCAAAUUUGGAUGAGCUGAAUGAUCAAUUAAUGAAUAUAUGGCAAGCAGAUGCUUAGUUUCUCUUUAAUCAAGAAAUUAAUGAAAAAUUAAGGAAAGUUGGAGAAUUAAUUAAUAAAACAACCACUUUGACACCAUUAGGCUCUUAAAAACAAGUUAACAGCAUAAGUGAGACUCAUGUUUUGAUUGAUGGUUUAAGGUCACUUUACAAAGACAUGAAACAACAUUUUAAUGAUUAUUUGCGUUGUCAUAUUUUGUUGAUGGAUGAUCAACUUACUACUGAGCAUCUAUAUAAAGUCUUAAGAGCCUUCAUGAAAAACUUAGUUGAUGCCGAUGAAGUUACAUUCAUAAUAAACAAUGAAUUAUACACCUCAAGAACUGAACAAUUCGAAGAUAUUAUAAUUACUCAGCAGUAACAAUAAGAGAUCGAUCUAAUUCAAGAUAAAAAGCUAAUUGACUUAUCUUAAUGCUAUCCUGAGUUGGGAGUACUAUUUUAAACCAAUUAAUAUAAAGGUAAUUAUGCCCUUAAAAUUUCAAACUCUUCUUGCAUUUUUUGUUUUCAUUAAAAAAGAGAAAAAAAUAUCAUUAUAGAUUCCUUUCUAUCUCUUUGCAAUGAGUAUUAAUUCUUUGAAGAAGUCAAUCAAUUGGCAUAUUUUUUAUUGGAAACCCUUAAAUAAGCUAGAGUUUAAUGCUUUAAUCCUUUAUAACUAUCUCAUAUGAUUUAAGAUAUUGGAAUUGCCUUUAUAAGAUGUUCGAAAUAUAUAUUCAUUCAAAAAGUGAUCGAGAUGCUCAAAAAUAGAUAUUAGUUAUCUAAAGAGAACCCUUCAUUUUCAAGUGACUAACCUUUCGUUGAGUUUGAUUUUAGAGACUCCUUAAAUUUGAGUAUAUAUAUCUGUAUGGAUUUGAAUAAAAAAGAAGAGAUGAAUGUUUAUUAAUAAUUGAAUUUGAGUUACAAUAAAUACUUGAAGUUUAUCAAAUAAUGUUAUGAUAGAACAACAUUUUAUAAAUUCUUUGUAAAAUCUUAGGACUCAUUAAUUUUUGAAUUUGAUAAAUAGGGUUUAAUAACAUUUGUUUCUUAACCAAUAACAAGUAAAUUGGCUGAUGAUUUUGGCAUCAAUUUUAAUCCUUAGAUGUUUAAUGCAUCUUACAAGAACAUGUUCAAAAAUACAAGUUUAUUAUAGCAUAUUGAGAAUUAAUUAUAGGAGUAAAAUUAAUGGAAAUUGACCGAUAGCAAUUCAUCAUAUGAAGUAUUUAUGAAAAUGGAGGAGAAGUACUUCAAAGGAUUUUUUGUGAUAUUUUAAUAAGGCUGGUUUAGAUAUGAUCAGAAAGAAUUGGAAGCUAAUUAAUGGAAUAAGUUAAGGAAAAAGAUUAUAUAAUCAGAAACAAAGUAAUAUUUAGAUAAAUUGGAACAAAAACAUCCACAAUUGAAAAAUUCAGUGGUUCAGAUGUUUAAGCCGAAAUCAUCAUAGAAAUAGUCUUUGUUUAAGAAUUUCAGUCCAAACUUCAGUCCAAAUCACUUAGAUUAAAGAAUUUCACUGAAAGAGAGUCAGAAUGAUAGGAAAAUUCUUAAAACUAAGGGAGUGAAUCACUUUUAUUCAGAUAUGAUUACAGACACGGAUAUUGAAGACAUUAAUAAUCUAAAAUUUAAUAUUUUGCCAUAUAGUUGUAAUUGGUUGGAGAAAUAAAAAGUAGUAUUCUAUAUUUUGAGAAGAAACAACUUUAUUGAGGAUUAUAAAAUCAAUGAGACUGCCCUAUGCAAUUUUUUAUGUGCUCUUGAGUAUAAAUAUAAUAAAAGUGGGAAUCAGUUCCAUAAUUAUGAUCAUGGAGUGACUGUAAUGUAAUGUUCCCAUGCAAUAAGUUUGGAGAUCAUGAAAACAAAACAUGCUCACUUGUUAACUCAAUUUACCAAAUUUGCCCUAAUAUUAGCAGCAUUAUGUCAUGAUGUAUCUCAUACAGGAAGAACGAAUACAUUUGAGAUUAAUAGUCUUUCUAAUUUGGCCAUUAGGUAUCAUGAUAAGAGUGUAUUGGAAUAACACCAUGCAGCAACGUCUAUUAAAAUGCUUUGUGCUCCAUCUACAAACAUUAUUCCUAAUUUUAAUUCAGAGGAAUUUAGAGAUUUUAGAAAGUUAUUUAUUUCUAAUAUUCUCUUUACUGACAUUACUGAACAUUUUAAUCUGAUCAAGAGUUUUGAAGCUCGUACAUAAGAAUUAAAUUUUGGAACAGAACAAGAUGUACGAUUGAUGACAGGUAUUAUCAUUCACACAUCUGAUUUUGCUGGAGCAGCUAAGCCAUUCCCUAUAAGUAAGCAAUGGAGUACUAGAGUGAAUACGGAAUUUUAGGAAUAGUACACUUUGGAAGGUAAAUUUGGUUAUCCUCAAUAGCCAUAUAUGAAAGAUUUAGAUUAGUUACCGAUAAUGGCUAAAUCUGAAGUGGGAUUUUUUAAAUUUAUUGUCAGACCUUUGUGGGCAGUGAUGUCAAAAUUUGUUGAAGAUCGAUUGCAGGAGAGUAUUGAGAAUCUUGAUUACACAAUUAUUGAAUGGGAAAAAUUAAUGAUUAAAUGA
Messenger RNA from Paramecium tetraurelia, 2880 nucleotides. RefSeq lists its product as uncharacterized. Gene Ontology annotation, biological process: signal transduction. NCBI's taxonomy places the organism in Eukaryota, Ciliophora, Oligohymenophorea, Peniculida, Parameciidae. Gene Ontology annotation, molecular function: 3',5'-cyclic-nucleotide phosphodiesterase activity. The transcript is spliced from 4 exons. The record is from RefSeq and is a predicted model, not a curated record.